Molecule: messenger RNA, 2726 nt
Organism: Lactuca virosa
Lineage: Eukaryota; Viridiplantae; Streptophyta; Magnoliopsida; Asterales; Asteraceae
Source: the annotation of a GenBank genome assembly
AUGGAUAUUGAUCUUAGGCUCCCUUCUGGAGACCAUGAAAAUGAAGAGAAAGAAGAGGAGGCGAAAGAGAUGAGCAACAUGAUAGAUGCUGAACAUAAAAUACAUAAUGAAGAGUUUUUAUCCAUUCGAGACAAAUCACCUCCUGAGAAUGACAUAGGACUGAAUUCUCCAUCACUUGAUAUGGCAGAAUAUAAAGAAGAUGACAUAAAUCUUGAACCAAUUGCAGGCAUGGAAUUCGAAUCACAUGGUGAAGCAUAUUCUUUCUAUCAAGAAUACGCAAGAUCCAUGGGUUUCAGCACUGCAAUACAAAACAGCCGAAGAUCAAAAACAUCCAGAGAGUUCAUUGAUGCAAAAUUUGCAUGUUCAAGAUAUGGAACAAAACGUGAACAUGACAAAUCAUUCAAUCGACCACAUGGCAGACAUAGAACCAAUCAAGAUCCUGAAAAUGCUUCUGGAAGAAGAUCAUGUUCCAAAACAGAUUGCAAAGCAAGCAUGCAUGUGAAAAGAAGACCCGAUGGAAAAUGGAUCAUCCAUAGAUUCGAAAAAGAACACAACCAUGAACUUUUACCUGCUCAAGCUGUCAGUGAACAAACAAGAAAAAUGUAUGCUGCCAUGGCUAGACAAUUUGCAGAGUACAAAAAUGUUGUUGGUUUAAAGAAUGAUUCUAGUAACCCUUUUGAUAAAACCCGUAACACAGCUUUAGAAGCAGGAGAGGCGAAUAUACUCUGCAAAUUUUUUGUCCAUAUGCAGAGUAUAAAUUCGAAUUUCUUUUAUGCAAUAGAUUUCAUGUUACUUGGAUGUGCUCUGCUAUCUGAUGAAAGUAGUGCCACUUAUUCAUGGGUUAUGCAAACAUGGUUGGCUGCAAUGGGUGGAAGAGUUCCUAAAGUUGUGAUCACUGAUAAAGAUCAUAACUUGGAAUCUUCAGUUGCUCAAAUCUUUCCAUCUUCAAAGCAUUGUUUUUGUUUAUGGAACAUAAUGGGGAAAAUAUCUGAAGCUCUUAAUCAAGUGAUUAAAGAGCAUGAUAAUUUCAUGGCGAAAUUUGAAAAGUGUAUCCAUAGGUCAUGGACAGAUGAGCAAUUUGAGAAGAGAUGGUUUAAGAUAAUAGAAAGAUUUGGACUUAAAGAUUAUGAUUGGAUGCAGUCUUUAUAUGAAACCCGUAAGCAGUGGGUCCCAAUCUAUAUGAAAGAUGUUUGUCUAGCUGGAAUGUCAACUCCUCAAAGAUCCGAAAGUGUAAACUGUUUUUUUGACAAAUAUGUCCAUAGAAAAACGAGUGUGCAAGAGUUUAUAAGACAGUAUGAAACUAUAAUCCAAGAUAGAUAUGAAGAAGAAGCAAAAGGGGAUUCUGACACAUGGAACAAACCUCCAACAUUAAGGUCUCCAUCACCUUUUGAAAAACACGUGUCAAGUAUAUACACACACACAGUUUUCAAGAAAUUUCAAGUUGAAGUCUUGGGUGCUGUUGCUUGUAUGCCUAAAAAAGAAGCACAAGAGGAAAUGGUGGCGACUUUUAGGGUUUCUGAUUUUGAAAAGAACAUGGAUUUCAAUGUUUCUUAUAACGAGUCAACAUCUGAAGUGACAUGUAUCUGUCGUUUGUUUGAAUUCAAGGGGUUUUUAUGUAGACACGCGAUGAUUGUUCUUCAAAUUUGUGGUCUUUCUACUAUUCCAUCUCAGUAUAUUCUGAAAAGGUGGACAAAAGAUGUGAAGAACAGGGGUUUGAUGUCUGAAGGGGGUGAGCAGUUGCAGUAUAGGGUUCAGAGGUAUAAUGAUUUAUGUCAAAGGGCAAUUAAAUUGGGGGAAGAGGGGUCUUUAUCUCAGGAGAGUUAUAAUUUGGCAAUUGGUGCACUUGAAGAGGUUUAUACAAAUUGUGUUUGUUUAAACAAUUCAAAUAAGAAUCUUAUUGAAGUGGGGACAUCAAGUGGUCAAGGUGUUUUGAGGAUUGAAGAUGAUAAUCAAAGAAACACACGUGCAAAUAAAAAGAAGAAUCCUAUGAAGAAAAGGAAGGCAAACUCAGAGCAGGAUAUUAUGACUGUUGGAGGCCAAGACAGCUUGCAGCAACUGGACAAAUUGAGCUCACGAUCAAUAGGUCUAGAUGGGUAUUUUGGUCCACAGCAAAGUAUGCAAGGAAUGGUUCAGCUUAACUUGAUGGCACCUUCAAGAGAUAAUUAUUAUGGAAACCAACAAGCUAUUCAAGGACUGGGACAAUUGAAUUCAAUAGCACCAAAUCAUGAGUGUUAUUAUGGUGCUCAACCUACCCUUCAUAGCCUGGGUCAAAUGGACUUCUUACGUGCACCAGGCUUCACAUAUGGCAUUCGGGAGGAGCCUAGUGUGCGAACCACCCAAUUGCAUGAUGAUGGGUCAAGACAUGCAUGAGCUUAUUAUGUUAUGGUGAGCGGAUCUUUUUAUUUGCCAAGGAGAGAAUAGUUUUGAGAUGGAAGAGGGUGUAGGGGACUCACUUGGAUGGGAAUUUACUGUUUUGCCCAUGAAUCACCACGAGGAGAGCUUCAAAGGUGUAUCUUCAUCAUCCUGUAUGUAUGUAUGUAUGUGUUGUGGGAGAAAAGUUAGGAGCUGUUGUCCCACAAAAUUUGUUGUAUUAAGGGGUAUUUUCCACGCCAAGUCUUUAUGAAUAUGAAAAUCAAAAUUAGAAUAUGAGCAAAAUAUGUAAGUUAAUGAUUUAUCUUGUUGUAAAAAAGGUUGUGUAUUGAAAUAAUUCAACUCUAUAUGGGCAU